AUGUACUUCUCCUCGCUCCUCUUCCUGGGCCUCGCGGCCACCGCGUCGGCCAUCGACGUCAGAGGUCACUACGGCGGCACCUGCGACGGUGCCUAUGUGGGCUGCGCGAACAUCAACCCCAACGUGUGCUGCGUUAUCAGCGGCUCCGCCAGCAGCGGCAGGACCAGCGUUUCUGUGGCUGCCAUCCCGGGCGACUGGCGUAUUCGCACUCAGGCUUACACGGGCGGCGGCUGCUCAUCCCUCGCGGGUCAGCUCGACUCGAACGGCAACACGUUCGUCUGCCUGUCGUACAGCUCGCGCGGUGACCGCACGGGAGGUCAAUACUGGUUCGUCGGCCGCAAGCGCGCCGACGACAACUCGUGCCCCGCCGAGCAGCCCGGUGGCGGAAAGUGCGAAGCCGUCGCCAAGCCCGAUACCCUCGGACUCGCGGACGGCACCGAGUACAACAUCACCGGCCUGUCGGAUGAGAAGCUGCAGGAGUUGGAGAAGAUUGCCACCACCGGCGCCGGUGCCGACGCCGUGCCCGCCGAGUUCCAGACUCUGCGCCGCUAG
Molecule: messenger RNA, 552 nt
Organism: Colletotrichum higginsianum IMI 349063
Lineage: Eukaryota; Fungi; Ascomycota; Sordariomycetes; Glomerellales; Glomerellaceae
Exons: 3
Coding region: 1-552 (183 amino acids)
Source: RefSeq, a predicted model, not a curated record